AUGUGGGGGUUCUGUAAAAUUGACAAGCAACAAAGAGAAGCACAUUAUGCAAAUAAUUAUCGUCGGCCACGUGAACUCGAUUUCUCUGUUGUUUGUGGCUGUUGGUGCCCCGAAAAAUUACUCACAUGCACUUUCUCUUCGAUUUACUUCAAUGUGAAGGACACCAGACCGCUCCUCGUUGUAUAUAUAAACAAAGGAAAGGUGGGAGUGCCGUUCCUGGUGGCACAACACUUGUCCUCUCAGCAAAUGUUUUGCCGUUCCGUGAAGUGGUUUAGUGUAUUUGACGCUUGUUAUGUUCUUAACCUUGACCGCCGCCAGGACCGCUGGGCACACGUACAGCAGCAGCUGUCCCGGGCGAAGUUAGAGACGUUUCUUCGACCACCGGCGAAGGUUACCCGUGUGAGUGGUGUUGAUGGGCAGGCGCUAGAUGUGGAAGCGCUUCAUCGAAACGGCCUUGUAACAGACGUUGGAUACCAACGGUUCCUGUUGCCGCUUGAGGAAAAGUUGUUUGGUAUGGAUUUAACUCCCGGUGCUAUCGGUUGUGCGUUGGGCCACAGAAAGAUAUGGGAAACUGUUGUUGAGAAGCGUCAUCAGUGUGCAUUGAUUCUGGAAGACGAUGUUGAGUUCCACCACAAGUUUCCCCGACUUUUGAGAGAAGUUUGGCCGCGUGUUCCGAGCGAUUGGGGAAUCGUGCAUCUUGGUGGACUCGACCUGCUCGCUAGUGGGAAACCGCCAAGACCCUUUGUUGAUGUGGGCGUUCGGCAUGCAUACAGCGGACAUCGUGAGCUGACAGCUUACGUUCUUCACCACGUCGCUGCAAAGAGGUGCCUUGAGCACACACUGCCGAUGACGUGGCAAGUGGACACCCAUAUUUGUAGCGUCGUGACGGAAGAUCCGGCGGCACAAGACAGUUACAUUUCUGAUCCCAUGACGUAUGUCUUUCAGCCAUCAUUGGCUAUUCAGAUCACAUCGUUCGGAACUGAUGUGCAGAAGAGGCCGUCAGACAACCCCCCACUCGAAGAUGCAGCGCGGCGUAUGCGAGAGUUUGUAGGAGGGGGGACGUCCGUUCGCUGA
Trypanosoma brucei brucei TREU927 is the source of this 1074-nucleotide messenger RNA. RefSeq lists its product as uncharacterized. The transcript has a single exon. The record is from RefSeq and is a predicted model, not a curated record. The coding region runs from base 1 to 1074 and encodes 357 amino acids. Lineage: Eukaryota; Euglenozoa; Kinetoplastea; Trypanosomatida; Trypanosomatidae.